UGCAUAUCAUCUCUCUGUCUGUGUUCAUAUACAGUGAAAUGGCAGAAGCCAGUAUCUCAUGGGCUGAAGAUCAGUUCUGCUGUCCAGUGUGUCUGGAUCUCCUGAAGGAUCCAGUGACGAUUCCCUGUGGACACAGUUACUGUAUGAGAUGCAUCACAGACUACUGGGACCAGGAGGAUUGGAAAGGAAUCUACAGAUGUCCUCAGUGCAGAAAAACCUUCACACCAAGACCUGUUUUGGGUAAGAAUGUGGUGUUUGCUGAAAUGGUGGAGAAACUCAAGACAAUGAGACUCCAAUCCACUCCUGUUCCUGCUACUCCUGCUGCUCCUGUAGUUCAUCGCACUGGGUCUGGAGAUGUUCAGUGCGACUCCUGCACUGUAAAUAAACAGAAAGCAGUGAAAUCAUGUCUGGAGUGUCGAAGCUCUUACUGUCAAAAUCACCUUGAACAGCAUGAGAAUCUCUUCAGAGGUAAUAAACACAAUUUGAUGGACGCCACUGGACGACUGCAGGACAUGAUGUGCCCUCAACAUGGUAAAAUGCUGGAGAUUUACUGCCAUACAGACCAGCGAUGUAUCUGUAUGCUGUGUUUGGUGGACGAACACAAACAUCAUGACACUGUAUCAACUGGAGUGGCAAGAGCAGAGAAACAGAGACAUUUUGAGGAAACACAGCGAAACAUCCAGAAAACAAUCCAGCAGAGAAAGAUAGAUCUAAAGCAGAUGAGAGAGGCUAUGGAGUCUCAUAAGCACUCUGCACAGACAGCAGUGGAGGACAGUGAGAGGAUCUUCACUGAUCUCAUUCGCUCCAUUGAGAAACGUCGCACUGAGGUGAAGCAGCUGAUCAGAGAUCAGGAACAAGCUGCAGUGAAACAAGCUGAACAAAGACUGGCGCGACUGGAGCUGGAGAUUGAUGAUCUGAGGUGGAAAGGGACUGAACUGAAACAGCUUUCAAACACAGAUGAUCAUAUUCAUUUCCUCCAGAGUUGCCCGUCUGUCUCUCUCUCUGGAUCUACAGACAGCUUCACUGUCAGUUCUCGUCCCAAUUUUGAUGAGGUAGUGAAGUCUGUCUCUCAGCUCAGAAAUAAACUGCAGCAGUUCUGCACAGAUGAAAUAGAAAGGUUAUCUAAAACAGUGAAAACCGUCCAGGUCAUUGUCCCGAGUCAUCAGCUUACGACUAGGAAGGAGUUCCUACAAUAUUCCCGUCUGUUGACUCUGGAUCUGAACUCAGUGAAUUAUGGGCUCCGUCUGUUUGAAGAAAACACAGUGAUCACUUACUCUGACACACGUCUGCCAUAUCCUGAUCAUCCAGACCGAUUUGAUUCUUGGACCAUGGCGCUGUGUAGGGAGAGUGUGACUGGACGAUGUUACUGGGAGGUGGAGUGGGCUGGUGAUGGGGGAUCAGGAGUAGAUAUAGGAGUGACAUAUAAGAGCAUCAGCAGGAAGGGAAAUGGUCCUGAGAGUGCAGUUGGACGUAACAAUCAGUCCUGGAGUUUGUUCUGCUCUCCAGACUACUGCUCAUUCUGGCACAGUAACAUAGAGACUAAACUUUCUGCAGUGUCCAGCAGUAGAAUAGGAGUGUAUGUGGAUCACAGUGCAGGGAUUUUGUCCUUCUACAGCGUCUCUGACACAAUGAGUCUCAUCCAGAGAGUCCAGACCACAUUCACUCAGCCACUGUAUGCUGUGUUUGGGUUUGAUAGACAGACAGCGGUGAAACUGUCUAGACGAUUAAACAAUCCAGAUGUUUUACAUAUUCUUAAUCCAGAUAUUCUACAGGCUUUUUUACUUCGCAGAAUGAUGAUGUCAUGAGGCGUAUCUUCCACUACUGAAUGAGCUAGAUAUUUUUAAAGGGUUUUCAAACUUCUGUAUGUCAAAAGCUUUGUAUUUUCCUGUAUGUUCAUAAUACACAAAUCUGUCAUUUCUCUUUUGCUGACUCAGUUUGUUUAAAAUAAAUUGUUUAGUUUCUGCAUUAGCCUACUGGAACAUUGUGUGCAUAGUUUUUUCUGACCACAGUUAAAGACAUCUCUAACAUCUCGUCCAACAGGAUUUGUCGUUUUCUGAAAGCUCAAUGCUUCUGCUACUUUUAGAUCAUCAGAUUUUUCAGGCUGUUUUUUGUGCACUAUUAUCUCUCAUAUACUGUAGAAAAAAUAAUUUGGCAUAUGUACACAUUUAAAAUGGUAUCUUCUGAUAGGAUUUAUUGUAAUAUUGUAUUGUAUUUUUUU
Sinocyclocheilus rhinocerous is the source of this 2218-nucleotide messenger RNA. Its product is annotated as tripartite motif-containing protein 16-like protein. Bases 39 to 1805 code for a protein of 588 amino acids. Lineage: Eukaryota; Metazoa; Chordata; Actinopteri; Cypriniformes; Cyprinidae. The transcript is spliced from 6 exons. Gene Ontology annotation, molecular function: zinc ion binding; protein binding. The record is from RefSeq and is a predicted model, not a curated record.